Messenger RNA from Rubroshorea leprosula, 3466 nucleotides. The record is from the annotation of a GenBank genome assembly. Lineage: Eukaryota; Viridiplantae; Streptophyta; Magnoliopsida; Malvales; Dipterocarpaceae.
GAUUAAUAAUCUAUGAACCUUUUUGUGGUUAUAGAUGGCUCCAAAACGGCGUGGGCGUCCCCCGAGGGCUAGCCAUAAGGAUCAGGGCACUCCUCCGAUCCUAGAAGCUAGUCCCCCUACCCAAGCUGCUCCGCAGGAAGGAGGGAUGAGCAAUCCUCAAGUGGCCAGCUUUGCUCGGGAACUUAUGGCAGAGAUAAGACGCCAAAUAUCUCCUGCCACAAGUGUACCACCUCCAUCCCCGGUGGUCUCCACUCCUGCGGCCCCUGCUCCGGUUUCCCCUGUUCCUAUCUCUUCUGCUCCUGCUGUACCUACCUGGAAGAUUUAUACCGAAUUCCAGAAGUUGAUGAAGAACAAGGGAUUCGAUGGUACUGCAAGUUUUGAGAAGGUGGAAUCAUGGAUUUCUGAGGUGGAGCGGGGAUUCUACCUGCUGCAUGUUUCCGAUGACCUUAAGGUCAAUGUAGGCACCUACAUGCUUACUGGGAAGGCGUUAACUUGGUGGGAGAGUUAUCGGAAGCUGCACCAAGGAGAGCCUGAAUUGAGCACCUGGGAUGGUUUUAAGAAGGUGUUCAUGCGGGAGUACAUACCGGACAGCAAAAGGCGAGAACUGCAAAGAGAAUUUGCAGAUUUAAAGCAAGGGUCAGGUACUGUUGAGCAGUACAAGGAGGAAUUUGACCGCUAUUUGCCUUUUGUGGGUGGCCAAGUCGGCGAUGAGCAAGCCAAGGCCGACAAGUUUCUGUGGGGCUUGAAUUCUGACAUUUACUUGGCGGUAAACCAAUUUAAACCCGCCACUUAUCGAGAGGCUGCAGACAGAGCCAUAGAUCAGGAGAAGGCUAUGGCUAGAGUCAAGCCCUCAGGGCAGCCUAGUGGUGGGUCAUCCCUUGGGAAGAGGAAAUUUGAGGGGAGCCGUCGGUCCCUUUUCCUUGCACCGCCUAGAGCCAUAGAUCAGGAGAAGGCUAUGGCUAGAGUCAAGCCCUCAGGGCAGCCUAGUGGUGGGUCAUCCCUUGGGAAGAGGAAAUUUGAGGGGAGCCGUCGAUCCCUUUUCCUUGCACCGCCUAGGUCUGAGAUCAGCAAGGGCUCUAGAUGGUCAGGAGCCACCAAGACAGUGAGUCAGGCAUCAUCGGCCCAGCGUGCUCGUCCCACUCAACUUGUUUGCCGUGCUUGUGGGAAGGUCGGGCACACCCGGGAUCAAUGCCACACUGCUACUGGGGCUUGCUUCAAAUGUGGCAAGCAGGGACACCGGAUUGCAAAUUGUCCACUGCUGGACCCCAAGGCCCAAAGUACUCAGCCUACCUCUCCGCAAAGUUCUACCAGAGGGGUGAUGACUACUAGGGAGGUGUGUAGGACUGUGGAUAUUUAUGUUGAUGGUAGACAGUUGAGUGCUAGUUUGUUUGUUUUAGACAUCUCUGAUUUUGAUAUCAUUUUGGGGAUGGAUUGGCUGUCUAAACACUUUGCCUCUAUAGACUGUCAUCGGAAAUGGGUAAUUUUUAAUAUUCCUGGUGAGCCAGAAUUUAGUUUUCAAGGCAGUGGUUCUUUUGCUCUACCCGUAUUAGUAUCUGCCUUGCAGGCUCAGAAAUAUCUUAUAAAUGGUUGCCAGGGCUUCCUAGUCUCUGUUACUGAUGCUAGUAGUGUGACAUCGAGAUUAGAAGACAUACCGGUGGUGCAUGAGUUUCCGGAUGUAUUUCCGGAGGAUCUCCCAGGUUUACCUCCGGAUAGAGAGGUUGAAUUUGCUAUUGACCUUGUUCCUGACACCGGACCCGUUUCCAAAGCACCAUACCGUAUGGCUCCUGCAGAAUUGAAGGAGUUAAAGGUCCAGCUGGAGGAACUCCUUGAGAAAGGGUUUAUACGCCCUAGUGUAUCACCUUGGGGAGCUCCAGUGUUGUUUGUCAAGAAGAAGGAUGGGAGCAUGAGGCUAUGCAUUGAUUACCGGGAGUUGAAUAAGGUGACUGUGAAGAACCGGUAUCCCCUUCCUAGAAUUGAUGACUUGUUUGACCAGCUCAAGGGUGCUCAGGUAUUUUCUAAGAUUGAUCUUCGAUCUGGCUACCACCAGGUGAAGAUUAAGCUGGAUGAUGUGCCAAAGACUGCCUUUCGCACCCGUUAUGGUCACUAUGAGUUCAUAGUCAUGCCAUUUGGCUUGACAAAUGCCCCUGCUAGAUUUAUGGAUUUGAUGAAUCGGGUAUUUGGCAAGUACCUAGACCAGUUUGUGGUUGUUUUUAUCGAUGACAUUUUGGUCUACUCUUCUAGCCAUGCUCUUCAUGAGAAGCACUUGAGGACAGUCCUCGAGACGUUGAGAAGGGAGAGGCUGUUUGCUAAAUUCAAGAAGUGUGAAUUUUGGCUAGAUAAUGUUGCAUUCCUAGUUGUGUGGGUGUUUGGGUUGUCAAGGACCAAGAUGCCGAAGGUGGGGGAUGGGUUUCGGCGAAUUGAGAAAUGGGUUUUGGUUGAUGAAUUGUGUAGGAAAUUAGGGGGUUUUGGCUGUUGUGUGUGUGUGUCCAUGAGGAAAGGGGAGAACCCCGUGAGUUGGCCAUUUUUGUCAAGGCCGGUUCCCCCAUUGCUUGUCCAUGAAAUUGAGGAAAAUGGUCCUUGUUUGCCCUGUGGUCUUAGCACUUGGAUUAGGCCUCCUGUUCUGCGUGACUAAGGUAAGUAAAUUAUGGUAAAGCCCGUAAAAUUUUGAAGCAUAUUUUAAUUGUUUUCUGAGAUGGUGGCGAGGUUUAAAUGGAUUUAUUCGCAUUUGAGCAUGAUUGAAAAGGGAAAUUAAACUUUUAUCAUUUUCCUUAUUUUCUAGAAUUAAGCAUGCCACAUGAGAUCCUUUUGAUUUAUUCUUGAAAGUGAGAACGAUUGUGAAUUUCGGUUUUGUUUGUAAAGUUUGCUUGGUUUUGUCUCUAAUAUGGUCGUGAAAAUCGUGUGCCCGCUAGUGGGAGGUUUAUAAACGCUAGCACAUGUCGACAUGUUCGUGAUAGAACCAGUUCGCUCGUGGCCCUACUAGUGGGGAUUAUACACUAGUAACUUCUGUAGCCUGCCAGUGGGAGGUUUAUAACACUGGCCAUGACUAAUAGAGGAGACCACUACGUGAUUUUAUUUUGCAUUAAUGAUUUGUGCUUGAAAUGCUCUGUUCUUGACACGCUCUGUUCUUGAAACGCUCUGUUCAUGUUUUAACCAAUUAUUUGGCAUGCUUUAAAUCCUGAUUCGGGCACCCAUGUUUACUUACUGAGAUAUUUUAUCUCACGGUUUCCUUGUCCACCAUUUCAGGUAGUGAGACCCAACGCGUGGGAACCCCGGGGGAGUGACGAGCUAGACGGCUAGGCAUUUUUGGAGUUAGUUCUGUAGCUAGGCCGUUAGUCACCCAUGCUGACUUAGGAAUUUUGUGUACAGAACUCCUGUAGUGAUAGUAAGGAUUGUAUAAAUGAAUCAUAACUUUUUGUACACUUUGACAGGUAAAUGUGUAGAAAGAAAAUGAAAUUAGAUAUGACCU